Messenger RNA from Phoenix dactylifera (date palm), 1527 nucleotides. RefSeq lists its product as uncharacterized. The record is from RefSeq and is a predicted model, not a curated record. Gene Ontology annotation, molecular function: oxidoreductase activity, acting on the aldehyde or oxo group of donors, NAD or NADP as acceptor. Gene Ontology annotation, biological process: negative regulation of DNA-templated transcription. Lineage: Eukaryota; Viridiplantae; Streptophyta; Magnoliopsida; Arecales; Arecaceae.
CUCUAGCGACAGGCACCGUCCUAACAGCGAAAAGAUUCGCUUUAUGGAUACCUUCCUCUGCUUCCCCCUUCAAGAAGUAACCAUGCUGUUUUUCACAAGAAAGAAAGAGGAAAAAAACGGUGAGAGAGAAAGCAAGGGAGAUCAGAAGGAUCCAUGGACAAGAGCAGCAACAUCGGCCAUCGGUUGAAGCAUCGAAUAGCUCAGAUGCUUCUCAGCUCCUCCUGCACGACCACCGGUAUAAUAAACUUCUCUGAUAAAAUCUCUCACGAGCCCGUCUUCCCCGCCAGCAACCGCCAUGUCCACCAUCGAGGCAAGCUCGACCAUCUCCCGCAUCGCAUGGCUCCCGUCGUGCAGGUCUCCAUUGAUUGCAGCAGCCGCAGGUCCGUUCGUGCCCCCAGCCCGAACCUUCCCCUGACUACAGAGCAGGGGAAGAGGAAUCAGAAGAAGGAGAGGAGAGUUACGGAAACUGGAGUUGUCUACGAAACUGGAGCAGGGGAGGGGAGGAAGUGCCCUCCUGCGUCGCCUUCUUCUCCCUCCAAUGAUCACUACUACUCCCACUCCAAAGAGAGGAAGAAGGCAAUGACUAAGAAGAAGGACAAGUUUGCAAGCAAGAAAAAGACGCUGCUUUCCAAUGGUUAUGGAUUUAGCAGCUCCUCUUUGAGCGGCUCCAACUAUGAAUAUGGCUUCUUCAGCGGUGAAGAAGGGGAGGAGGAGGAGGAAGAAGAGGAAGAGACGCGGACCCUCUUCUCGUCCAAGAGCUUCUCUUCCGACUCGUCGGAGUUCUACCACCGUGCUUCAUCCAAGAAGAAGACCAAGAACAAGAAGUCCACCAGGCGACCGCCGAGAAAAGGCGCGAGGGGGGAGGAGGAGGAGGAAAUGGCGGCGGUGGCUCGGAGCGGGUCUGCGGUGGUGAAGCGAUCGAGCAAUCCAUACGAGGAUUUCCGGAGUUCGAUGUUGGAGAUGAUCAUAGAGACGCAGAUGAGUGAACCCGAGGAAUUGGAGCAGCUCCUCCACUCCUACCUCUCCCUGAAUCCACCUUCCCAUCAUGCGGUCAUCCUCGAGGCCUUCGCCGGCAUAUGGGAAGCCAUCUUCGGCGAGUUAUGAUCUCUUCCAUUUGCCAUGUUAUCACAAUGUUUUUGUUCUCGUCCUAAUAGCAUUGCUUUCUAACUGUAAUUCUAUGUUUCAAGUUCUAGUGUUUUGCUCUGAAAUAUAUCAUUGUAUCCACUAGAUUCAGUUCCUCCGCUAUUAAUCGUGAACUUUGUGCUAUAGAUCAAGAAAAAUAACAGUGAUAGGCGAUCUCUCUGAGAAGAGGAAGAUGGAGAGAGAGUCCUCGCAAGCUUUAAGUUCUGUUUUGCAUUGUGUCGUUUAAUGGCAGAAAGGAAGGAAGAGGUUGUAGCGUUGGACCCUUGUGGAAACGCCGGUUAGAGAAGAGAGGAGUCCGGGUUCCCUGAGAUCAAUUGGGAAUCCGGGACUUGUUAAAUGGCUCGGCGUCGUGCAUUUCAAUAAAUUAAAGCGAUUUUUGUUGCA